Malassezia globosa CBS 7966 is the source of this 3633-nucleotide messenger RNA. RefSeq lists its product as uncharacterized. The record is from RefSeq and is a predicted model, not a curated record. The coding region runs from base 1 to 3633 and encodes 1210 amino acids. The transcript has a single exon. Gene Ontology annotation, molecular function: sterol binding; protein binding. Lineage: Eukaryota; Fungi; Basidiomycota; Malasseziomycetes; Malasseziales; Malasseziaceae. Gene Ontology annotation, cellular component: intracellular membrane-bounded organelle; membrane; cytosol. Gene Ontology annotation, biological process: exocytosis; maintenance of cell polarity; endocytosis.
AUGGACACGAGCAGGCCGCUCCCGCAGUCAGACUCACCCCUUCAUUUGGCCGUGUUAUGUGCACAGCCAGCUUUGGUCGAGUUUGCUCUGUUCCAGUUACAACUGAGUCCCAGCAUGCCUGCUUCUGAUACGGGUAAUACGCCUCUUCACCUGGCUAUCGCGGCGAAUCGUUUGGAAGUUGCAGCUCUGCUCGUGUCGCAACCCACAGUGGAUUGUGCCUUUCUCAACAAGGAAGGCAGGUCGCCUGUCCAGCUUGUCAAGUCCAUGGAAAUGGCUAACAUGCUGCAGCAUCAGCGCAAUGAACUGCGCAUGCAUAUCUUGCGUCUUCUCGACGCAUAUGACGCCAAGGCGGCGAGGGGCGAGACAGGCAGUCAGGAAGAGCAGACUUUGAUCAACACAGUGUCGAUGCCACGAACUACCGCAAUUGAGCUGGAGUCGGUGGAGCCGCGUACAAGUUUGACUCCUUUGCAGAUGGCCGUCAAGUACAAGUCGACGGAGCUCAUUAAAGCGUGUGUAGCCAAGGGCUGUGACCCAUACGUCAAGGGUGCGAACGGCUGCAGCGCUAAUGACAUGACGAAUGACAAGAUGAUACAGGCCCUGCUUCGACAGCUUGUGCAUGCAGAAGCCUCCACGGCCGACAAUGUGCAUCACACAACAUCCUACCGCGGAUUCCUUGGAAAGUGGACGAACUACAUGCACGGCUUCAAAACGCGUUGGUUUGUUCUCAGUGAUGGAGUCCUUUCUUAUUACCGCACACCAGAUGAUGAGGGUAGGCAAAUGCGUGGUGCCCUCAAUUUGCGCAAUCUCAAAAUUGUACCGGAUCGCCGCGAACGGAACCGCUUUGAAAUCGUCAGCGACACAUCCAAGGGCUCAACACGCUGGUUUCUUCGCAGUGAUGACCCGUCAGAAUGUGUGCGUUGGAUCCAGAUCCUGGAAAAGGCUCAGCGCAAUUUGACCCAAGAUGCCUCGGCGUCCACGAAUGCUGGCACCGAUACCGAUGCCGCCUCGUCAGACACGACUGGUGCAACGCUGAUGCCAGCCGCUGUCGGCAGCAAUGUUCCAGGUCAAGGACGUCGUUCAAGUGCAGUUAACGCUGAGAUCGUCGAGCCAUCAUCCGUGGCAAUGCAAGACAUCACACCAGACAGUCUCGAAGAUGCAGAAAGUGACGCUGGUAGCGUGGAUGGGGCUGUUGCAGGCACCAACUACAUGCCUCACAGUAAAGACUUUACUAUGGUGAACAACCUUAUGUCUCUGCAUUUUGAUGUGGCUUUGCGCUUGAUUGAUCAGAUCGAAGGCGAGUCUGGCUCUGGUGCGCAGCCGGCAUCUGCAGUUUCGACUGUUGCUCCCACCAUCUCCGGAGCUGCUUUAAGUGGGACGGACCAGCAGGUUGUCAUCCCUCCCGUCGAGCGAGGUGCACCCGCGCAACCCAUCGUCGGCGCCGGGCUCGCGGGAGCCCCAACAGUGCAGUCAGGCGUUCCCGCUACACCCUCGUCUCCCAAAUUGACUGCGAUAUCGACACUCCGUCAGUCGCUGCAAGAACGCUCCCAACUUUGGAAACAGUACAGCAGGAUGGUCCAAGAGCGUGAGGCAUAUCUCCAGGAAGAGAUUGAGCGGCUCGAUCGGACGCGUCACUUGUGGGAAGAGCAAGUCACUGUCUUGGCAGCACAGCACAAUGAGCUGGAAUCAAACUUGCACGAAGCCGUGUCUGAAAACACGCAAAUGCUCAAGGGCCUUCGCCAAGUAUCACAAAAAGGUGCUCUUAGCGAAGAACCCGGCUCAAUCGGCGACAAUGAACCGACAUCCUCGUCGGGUAUUAGCGGUGCACUAGGCUCCGUCGUCAGCACCGUGGGAGCAACGGCCGGUGCUUCUGCUGGUGCCGCAACUCAUUGGAUUUCACAGUUGCUCCCUCAGAAGAAGCAAGAGCAGCCGUCGUCGUCAAGCAUUGACGACUACGACGAUGAGUUCUUCGACACGAUUGAUUCGGAUCAAAUCCCGAACUUGCGUGUGGAACCAGCUCUAGAAUCUGCUGCUAAGGAGAAUGAAGCCAGGGCUAGUGGUGCGGAACGCCUCCAGGAAGGCCGCAAAGACGGUGCCAGUGCCGCCACUGGCGCUGGCGCUGCUGCUGGUGCCGCUGGUGCAUCCGACAGCAAAACGGACAGCGAGGAGGAAACAAAUAAACCUAAAGAUGACGGAAAGGCCAGCGAAGACCAAGGCGGCCAAGUUGCGCAUAGAUCAGGGUCAGAAGCCAUGUUUGGACGUGAAUUUGAGCCGUACAACCACCUUCGUGACAGGCUUCCGGUGCGUAACGAUGAACGUCCGUCCAUGUCGCUAUGGUCGAUUUUGAAAAACAAUAUCGGCAAGGAUCUAACUAAGAUUUCAUUCCCCGUGGCCUUCAAUGAGCCAACGUCUAUGCUUCAGCGCAUGUCGGAAGAUUUGGAAUUCUCUGAAUGUUUGGAUGCAGCAGCUUUACAGUCCGAGUCGACCCGAAGGAUCUUGUAUGUCGCUGCAUUUGCCAUGUCCAACUACAGCUCGACGAUAAACCGCAUCGCUAAACCGUUUAACCCGCUGUUGGGUGAGACGUUCGAGUAUGUUCGUCCCGACCGUCAGUACCGCUACAUUAGCGAACAAGUCAGCCAUCAUCCUCCCAUCUCAGCCUGCUUCUGCGAGUCACCAUCUUGGGAGUACAUGGGCUGCGUAGAUGCCAAGUCCAAGUUCCUGGGCCGUUCCUUUGAGAUUCGACCUACGGGUGUGGCGCACGCCAAGAUCAAGGUCAAGUCUGACGUGGUCCCUAGCUCGAUGCGGGGUAAACUGCAGCAGUCGCCCGAUGAUGAGUCUCUUUUGAUGGAGCACUACACUUGGAACAAAGUGAUCACCAGUGUGAGUGGAUUCAUCACAGGCUCGCCGACAAUUGAUCACUAUGGCGACAUGGUUGUUGUGAAUCACGUCACAGGCGAUAAGUGCAAGUUGACGUUCAAACCACGGGGCUGGCGUAGCAAUAACUCGUAUGAGAUCAAUGGCGAAGUAAUCGAUGGACAAGGCAAGAAGGUUUGGAUCAUUGCUGGUCGAUGGAACUCGCAGCUGAUUGCUACUCGCUGCCACAGUGAAGACUGUGGUGUCCUGAGUCCUGACAAGAAGCACGACAGCUCGAACCCCGUCGACAGCAGCAAGGCUGAUCACGAAUACCUACUUUUGUGGCGCAACAGCAAGAAGGUUCCGACUCCAUUUAAUCUGACACCAUUCGCCAUUACUCUCAACUCGCGCCCUGACGGCUUACUUAAGUGGCUUCCCCCCACUGACUGCCGCUUGCGACCUGACUUGACGGCCUUCGAGAAUGGCAAAUUUGACCAGGCUGAUCAGCUCAAGGUUCAGCUCGAGAAUCUACAGCGAGAAAAGCGCCGCCAGCGCGAGGAGGGUCGGCUUCCUCCGCACAAGCCGCGUUGGUUCAAGAGAACUGUGGACCCAGAUUCGAACGAGUCGUUCUGGCAGCCACUCAUGUCCAGUGACAGCCAUGGCCGCGAGACUAUGAGCUACUGGAUCGAACGUUCGGAGGUCGGUACCAAGCGUGAACACAAUCAGCCAGCUGAAUGGAAUACAGACCACAUCUUUGGCGAUUUGGAAGCCAAAGGUGUUUGA